GGGCUGGGGCCUCGCGGGCUGGGGGGAUGCUGCCGCCCGGGUCCAUCGACCGCCCCGCCGAGGGGGCGGCCACGGCUCGCGCCCGCUGCCCGUGCAGCCUCCUGCCCGGCGCGGCCCCCUCAGUGCCUCCCGCGCUGCUGCACAUGGAGCCUCGGCUCUGCCGGUCCCCGCGCCUACCUUCUACAAUGCGAAGACACAGAAAUGAAGUGACAGUUGAAUUGAGAAAGAACAAAAGAGAUGAACACUUACUGAAAAAAAGAAAUGUUCCCCAAGAAGAAAGUUUAGAAGAUUCAGAUGUUGAUGCUGAUUUUAAAGCACAAAAUGUCACACUAGAAGCUAUAUUGCAGAAUGCCACAAGUGAUAACCCAGUUGUCCAGUUGAGUGCUGUCCAGGCUGCAAGAAAGCUGUUAUCCAGUGACAGAAAUCCACCAAUUGAUGACCUAAUAAAAUCUGGGAUUUUACCAAUUCUAGUUAAAUGUCUAGAAAGGGAUGAUAAUCCUUCAUUACAGUUUGAAGCUGCUUGGGCAUUAACUAAUAUAGCAUCAGGAACUUCUGCACAGACGCAAGCUGUUGUACAGUCUAAUGCCGUACCUCUUUUUCUAAGACUUCUUCAUUCACCGCAUCAGAAUGUUUGUGAACAAGCAGUAUGGGCUUUGGGAAAUAUUAUAGGUGAUGGUCCUCAAUGUAGAGAUUAUGUCAUAUCACUGGGAGUUGUCAAACCUCUUCUGUCCUUCAUCAAUCCCUCCAUUCCCAUCACCUUCCUUCGGAACGUCACAUGGGUCAUUGUCAAUCUCUGCAGGAAUAAGGACCCCCCACCGCCUAUGGAGACAGUUCAGGAGAUUUUACCAGCAUUAUGUGUCCUCAUAUACCAUACGGACAUAAAUAUUCUCGUAGAUACCGUUUGGGCACUGUCAUACCUGACAGAUGGAGGUAAUGAACAGAUACAGAUGGUUAUUGAUUCAGGGGUUGUCCCAUUUCUUGUGCCUCUUCUGAGCCACCAGGAAGUGAAAGUUCAAACAGCAGCACUCAGAGCGGUUGGCAACAUAGUGACAGGUACCGAUGAGCAGACCCAGGUUGUUCUCAACUGCGAUGUCCUGUCCCACUUCCCAAAUCUCUUAUCACACCCAAAAGAGAAGAUAAAUAAGGAAGCAGUAUGGUUCCUUUCCAACAUUACAGCAGGCAACCAGCAACAAGUUCAAGCUGUGAUAGAUGCUGGACUGAUCCCUAUGAUUAUUCAUCAGCUUGCUAAGGGGGACUUUGGAACACAAAAAGAAGCUGCUUGGGCAAUUAGCAACUUAACGAUAAGUGGCAGGAAAGAUCAGGUUGAAUACCUUGUUCAGCAGAAUGUAAUACCACCAUUCUGUAAUUUACUGUCAGUAAAAGAUUCUCAAGUCGUUCAGGUGGUUCUAGAUGGUCUGAAAAACAUUCUGAUAAUGGCUGGUGAUGAAGCAAGCACAAUAGCUGAAAUAAUAGAAGAAUGUGGAGGUUUGGAGAAAAUUGAAGUUUUACAGCAACAUGAAAAUGAAGACAUAUAUAAAUUAGCAUUUGAAAUCAUAGAUCAAUAUUUCUCUGGUGAUGAUAUUGAUGAAGAUCCUAGCCUCAUUCCUGAAGCAACCCAAGGAGGUACUUACAAUUUUGACCCAACAGCCAACCUUCAAACGAAAGAAUUUAAUUUUUAAUUUCAAUUGAGUGCAGCAUCUCUCCCACAUUCAAUAUGAAGCACCACCAGAUGGCUACCAAAUGACAAGAACAACAACUACAAAAGGCUCCAAAACAUACAUGCCUCUUCGUUUUGAUGCUUCUAAAGCAAGCCAUGUCUCAGUCACUUUGCAGUUGCCAAAAGUCACUAUCCACAUGGAACUGUAAAUGCAUAUGCAUGAUUUCCUAAACUGUUUUAGAAUUCUCCUUAACAAUCUCAACUCCCGUAUUUUUCCCCGUUCCCUGGUGCCACAUGCUGACAACUGCAGUCUUCAGUUUAGAAUAUUCCAUAGUGGUGGCAUGUCAGCUGCCCACUUGAUAUUCCAUUGCAAAAUGGUGCGCUGUGGAUCAAGACACUUUGGUAUGACACACACACACGUUGGAAGACUUUAAAGAGGUACAGUCUGACCUGAGCCUCCAUCAUUGUCCUCCACAAACAUAUUUUCAUACUCUUUAUGUGGAAGAAUAGAUUUUAAAGUUACAAGCCAAAUGAUUUUCAUUGGUGGAACUGACACACACAAAAAAGUAACUUAAAAAAAGAAACUUGGUUAUUGAUUAAACAGAUAAGUUUUAAAAAACUAUACUUCAUCUACCAGUAAUUGAUGUGUUUAUUAUCUGCCUCAGAAGCCAGGGUUGGAGGAAGAACUUUAGCUAUGGAUGGUAAAGCUUUCGCCAUUAUACCUAAUUUUUGAGAACAGCAAGCCCUAUUUGACCACUCACUUCAGCCUGUGUGUUCCUGCUGUUUUGAAGUAAUCAAAUGCUGUGCAUGGUAUUUUACCUGAGCUGCAACCUGUUACGGACUUGAACUUCUGUUUAAGUUGAAAGCAAGAGUCCCUUAUAAAGAAAAAAACAAGAACAAAAAUUAUAAAAGUCUGAAGUACCCAUUGAUGAUAUUUAAAAAGAAAAUCUUGCUUUCAGCUUUCAGGAGUUAAUAUUUUUUGUUUUAAAUUGAUAAUUGGAUAUGGUUGAUUUAUAUUGGGUUUAAACUGUGGAGCUUUCAUGUUUACUGUAAUUUAGUCUUAAAAUAUUUUUUACUUAGUAACCAGUGCUUUUGAUAAUGUGGUUGGCAACAAACCAGCAACUAUUUAGAAGUGUCAUAAAACUUCAUUCUUUGAGUAUGGGAAAGUUCAGUCAGAUCCUAUUCUAAAAGCAUAUUCACAUAUAAAAAGAUUCAGACAAGGAUCUGCAUGGAGGAAUAAUCUGCAGUUAUUUAACAUAAACCUGAUUUGCAGUGAUCUUUAAUUCUGCAAAAUCUGGUAUUACUGUGUAAAGUUACUGCUUUUGGUAAAUUGUCUGACCCAGUUAUUAAUGAAAGGAUAUGGAUUUGAAAAUUUUUAAACUGAAUAAUUUGUGCUGUCACAGAAAUGGUUUUGUUGCUCUUGUUUACUGGGUAUGGUUUCCCAAUGCAAUGAUGUGAAAGGAUAGAAAUCUAAACUAACUUAGUUACCCAAUGGGGGGGUGUACUUACUGUGAGGAAGAUGAGACAGAUGCCAUCAGAGCUUUGUGAAUCAGCGGGGGUAUUUUCACUGAUAAACAACAUAUAGCAGGUGUGCAUUCAUUACAAAUCUAUGUAUCUGCCAAGGUGGAGCCACUUUAAAGAGUGAGUUUUGUCUUGUAUCUCAAGUGGAUACAAGCGUAUGUUUAAACUGCAAGAUUUUUACUUGCUAGAGAAUCUGUUUUAAUAUAGUGGUUUGGCCUCUGAUUAUUUAUAGGUUUUAUAAAUUUUAGAAUCAAUUUCUCUUUAAGGUGGCUCAGACUUUUCAACUCUUGUGCACAUAAAAUUGAGUUGAAGUUCAUUGUGCCUUUUUUUCUUUAUCCAGAUUUUGAGUUAAAGCUUCAUAUGGUAACUGCAUCCUGUUCAGACAUUUUAGUCUAAAUUUUUGAAACUGUGUGGUGUUCACUAAAAGUAGGAAUGACAGAGUCAAAGCCAAGUAAGGUCACAAACUUCGGUGAAACCCUUAAAGUCCAAAUCUUCUUACUAUUGUGAACUGUACCCCUUCCAGUUUAGUUUCUUCUUGACUCCCCAUACUUACAGUUACCUUUUAAAUUUUGCACACAUCAAGAUUAAAUUGGGCCUCUACUGUGCCGAUUCCUAUUUCCUCCUGUGUUUUAAGUGCAAACUAACAGAAGUGAACAUUAGCAUCAAGUAGUGCAGACCUACGUGUGCAUUUGCUUGAUUCAGUUUGUUGUGACCUUACCAGUUUGGAAUUGGAAUUGCACCAUUUCAUAGAUAAAGGAAACUAAGUAUAUUGCUGCACUUUUAAGUUUUCAAAACAGUGUUGAAAAACUGCAUUGUUUUUAUUUUUUUUAAACUCAGUUAAAAAAAGACUAAAACGUUCUUUCAAAAGAGGCAUCUAAAUGUGUUCCUAAUUUUGUAUAUGGGCUUAGGUUUUGUAACCAAUAAAAAAAAAAAGCUGCUAUCAAAUAUGAUAAAACAUUGAAGAACUUUU
Sus scrofa (pig) is the source of this 4148-nucleotide messenger RNA. It is a transcript of the gene KPNA3, whose product is annotated as karyopherin subunit alpha 3. Gene Ontology annotation, cellular component: cytoplasm. The record is from RefSeq and is a predicted model, not a curated record. NCBI's taxonomy places the organism in Eukaryota, Metazoa, Chordata, Mammalia, Artiodactyla, Suidae. Gene Ontology annotation, molecular function: nuclear import signal receptor activity; protein binding. Gene Ontology annotation, biological process: protein import into nucleus.